Messenger RNA from Pygocentrus nattereri (red-bellied piranha), 2397 nucleotides. RefSeq names its product aldehyde dehydrogenase 3 family, member B1 (gene aldh3b1). Gene Ontology annotation, molecular function: aldehyde dehydrogenase (NAD+) activity. The transcript has 10 exons. The coding region runs from base 137 to 1558 and encodes 473 amino acids. Gene Ontology annotation, cellular component: cytoplasm. Gene Ontology annotation, biological process: aldehyde metabolic process. Lineage: Eukaryota; Metazoa; Chordata; Actinopteri; Characiformes; Serrasalmidae. The record is from RefSeq and is a predicted model, not a curated record.
AACCCGACAGACUUGAUUUUCUCCUGAAACUAGCACCCGGAACUAGCUGCCACUGGACUGAAGCUAGCAGAUGGAUUAACAGGGGAAAAAAGACUUCUUGAAGGAUUCAUAAAAAUAUUAGGUCUGUUUGUUUGAUAUGGAAAGCCAGAAGCAAGUGAUUGAAAGGCUUCGGACUGCGUUCCGGUCAGGCGUAACCACUCCCCUCCAAUUCCGUCUGAAACAGCUGGAGGCUCUGCUCUCUCUGCUUGAGGACAAUGAACCCCAGAUUUUGGAGGCCAUGCACAAAGACCUCGCCAAGCCAAAGUUUGAGGCUGUGCUGUCUGAAGUUGACCUUGUGGUCAACGAUCUUUGCCAUACCAUUAGUAACCUGCACAGCUGGAUGCAGCCCAGCUAUGUGGGGAAGAACCUGGCAACAAAGUUCGAUGACUGUUUCGUUCGCAGGGAGCCAUUAGGGUUGGUUUUGAUAAUCGGCGCCUGGAACUAUCCCCUCCAGCUGAUUGUGGCACCGCUCAUUGGUGCUAUUGCUGCAGGCAACUGUGCCAUUCUGAAGCCGUCAGAGAUCAGUAAAGCAACUGAGCAACUUCUCUCGGCGCUCAUACCCAAAUACUUGUCUCAGGAGUGCUAUGCGGUGAUUUGUGGAGGAGCAGAGGAAACCAAGCUGUUGUUGGAGAACAGAUUUGAUCAUAUCUUCUAUACCGGUUCCCAGGCAGUAGCUCGGAGUAUCCUCCAGGCCGCUGCGGUGUACCUGACUCCAGUCACUCUUGAGCUGGGUGGCAAGUGUCCAUGCCUCAUUUACGGCCGGCUGGACAUCAAGGCUGGCGCGAAGAGGCUGGUGUGGGCCAAGUUCUUCAAUGUAGGUCAAAGCUGUGUGGCCCCAGACUACGUUCUGUGCACGACGGAGAUGCGGGACGCGCUCGUGCCCGCGAUCAGGGAAGCUCUGGAGGAGUUCUACGGGCCUCAAGCUCAGCAGAGCCCGGACUACGGCCGCAUCAUAACAGACAGACACUAUGACAGACUGAUGGAGCUUCUGGGUAAAUCGGAGGGGAAAGUGGUCAUAGGAGGAGAUGGAGCUAAAGAGGACAGGUACAUGGCUCCGACGGUGAUUGUGGAUUUGAAGGAGUCGGACGCUCUGAUGCAGGAGGAAAUUUUCGGCCCCAUUCUCCCCAUCAUCACCAUCGAGUCUCUGGAUCAGGGCAUUAGUUUCAUCAACCAGAGAGAGAAGCCUCUGGCGCUUUACGUCUUCUCUGAUGAGUCUCAAAUUGUCACCACAGUUCUGGAGAGAACCAGCAGUGGAGGGUUCUGCUCUAACGAUGGAAUCGUUCAUAUGACACUUCCUGGUUUGCCUUUUGGAGGAGUGGGUGCCAGCGGGAUGGGCAGUUAUCACGGCCGCUGGACCUUCGAGACGUUCAGCCACAGGCGUGGUUGUAUGCUCCGGGGCUGGGGACUGGAACGCAUCAGCAUGCUACGCUACCCGCCGUACAGCGAGAGGAGGCUGGGCUGGCUACGCUGGGCCACCACAGCCAAAAAGAAGGGCUGGGCAGGAUGUUCUGUGAUGUGAUGGUUUGUUUGUUAAAUCUGUGAUAAAAACUAGGCAUUAUUAUAUCAGGAGCUGACUGGCUCGGAUGGUCGGAGAAGAAAAGCAACCGUAACAAACAAAAUCGUGCAAAAAAAUGCCCUACUUGGCUUAGUUACAGUAUUUUUGGGUAGCAUUGGAAGGAGUUUGAAUGCUUUAAACAACUGUUGUUUGAACUAGGAUAAAAUUAUGUGGAUUUCCUUUUGUUCCUUUCACUUUAUAUACUACUUCUCCAGUAGAGGGCAGACUGGCUGGCCAAAGAUGUACUACAUAGAUACAAUACAGUUCGACAGCUGCACAAGUAACAUGAUUGACAUGUCACGAUUGUCUUUUUCCUGUGAUGUAUUGGUUUACAUCCAUGAAAAUCAAUUGUCCAGACCAGUAUGAACUUAUAUAGUCAUAAAUCAUAAACCUUUUUCUACCAUAUAUUCUAGUGCGUUCUUUAUUUUCUGAAAAAAAUCUACUAUAAAUGUACACAGAAAGUGUGCUGACACCGGAGUGGUCCUCCUUGCUUGAUAUAAAGUACAAUAAUUGAUAUUAUCAAAAUCAACAAAUCAAACAGAAAAGAAUGUUGCACUGAAUGACUGGACAGGACUGAAGUUAUGUGCCGUAGCUGGGCCUCCAAGAUUGGAGUUGGCAUGGAUUUAUAAUCCCAAAAAUCACCUUGGGAUUAUUGCUUUGGAUAAACAAAUUUAAGAGGCACAUUUGUAACACAGUAUUCAAUGUUUUGUAAGUAAUAAUUCAAUGGGAAUGUGUUGUAAACUGUUUUGUUACACAAGGUUUAGCUCCUAAAAUAAAUGUUUGCCUUAUCUUUAAACAUGAAA